This is a messenger RNA of Procambarus clarkii (red swamp crayfish), 1891 nucleotides long. NCBI's taxonomy places the organism in Eukaryota, Metazoa, Arthropoda, Malacostraca, Decapoda, Cambaridae. The record is from RefSeq and is a predicted model, not a curated record.
GACUACCAGCAUUGUCAACAACAACAGCUGGUGACCGUGAGUGUCUAGACAUCAGCAUCGAGGGAAAACCUUCACACAAACUGCACCUAUCAUAAAGAAGAAGCACCACCAUUGACCGCCAAGUGCUCACAUCAAGUCUUAACUCUUAAGAAACAAGAUUCAAGCCUUGCCUGGCAAUCAACACCGACGCUGGACCGUGACGCCUCUCCCAACAUCACCACUCGUGCAGUUGUCCACAGGAGUAAACCUUCAUACAAACUCACCUGUCAUAAAGAAGAUGAAAACUCACCAGUGUCCAGAGUGUGGGAGAGGUUUUAGUCAUCUUCGGGAUAUGAAGAGACACAAAAUAGUACAUUCGGAUGAAAAACCUCACGCGUGUCCAGAGUGUGGGAAGAAGUUCAGUCAUUUCUACAAUAUGAAGACCCACAGGAUGGUGCAUUCAGGUGAUAAAACUCACCAGUGUCCAGACUGUGGGAGGGGUUUUAGUCAUCUUCGAGAUAUGAAGAGACACAUGAUGGUGCAUUCGGGAGAAAAACCUCACGCGUGUCCGGAGUGUGAUAAGAGUUUCAAACGUCCUGAAGAUAUGAGGAGGCACUGGAUGGUACACUCGGGUGAAAAACCUCAUGAGUGUCCAGAAUGUGGUAAGUGUUUCAGACGUCCUGAAGAUAUGAGGAGACAUGUGUUAGUGCAUUCGGGUGAAAAACCUCACGAGUGUCCAGAGUGUGGAAAGAGAUUCAGUCAGCUUGGAAAUAUGAAGACUCACAUGUUAUUGCACACAGAUGAAAGAUCUUACGAGUGUGUCGAGUGUGGUAAAAGAUUUCGUCAUCUUGGAAGUAUGAGGAGGCAUACAAUGGUGCAUACGGAUGAUCAACCUCAUGAGUGUCCAGAGUGUGGAAAGAGAUUCAGUCAUCUUGGAAAUAUGAAGAAACACAGGAGUGUACAUAAUGAUGAAAAACCUUUUGAGUGUGCAGAGUGUGGCAAGAGAUUUAGGGUACGUAGAAAUAUAAUACAGCACAUGUUAGUGCAUUCAGAUGAUAAGCCUCAUGAGUGUCCAGAGUGUGGGAAGCGAUUCAGGCGUCUUCCUGAUUUGAGGAGGCACUGGAUGGUACACUCAGGUGAUAGACACUCCAUUUUGAGUUUGGCAGAGCAUUCCAAGAAUGUUAAAGUAUAAUAAAGCACAUAUUAGUGCCUUAUUAGACCACCAGUAUUCCCAAGUGGCUGAAAUAGAACCCACGGCCACCACACGAGAAACAAAAUAUCCAUUUUGAUAUGGCAAAAGCGUGACUUGACUUGACCAAAGCAGAAAUGAUCCGCAAACCAAGGGUUCUAAACUGUGGAAUGACCUCCCUAAUGAAGCUGGUGCCUGUACUGUACCUCUCUCAAUCAAUUAAGAAGAUAAAUUUAUAACUGCCUAUAAUUAACUCUUAUGUAACCCGCUCUAUUGGCUUUUGCUCACCCUACGUGUUCAACCGGUGUUUGAUGUUAUUGUGAACAUUUAUUACUAAAUUUAAAUUGUUACAAAAAUGUCUUGUCUAAAUAAUUAAAAAUUUUAUAAAAUCUGUUUUAAUCUUUUCUGUAAUUACAGAAUUACUUACUGUUUUAGUACUGUUGCAAAACUGCAGUCUCCAAAAAUUGUGUAAGAAAUUGGCAAUCAUUUUAUAAAUCUCUUCAACAAUUCAGGAAUAUUAUCUCUCAUUUAAUUUUAAGUAUUAUCUUAUUAAGUAUAUACUGUAUAUAUAUUAUUCGCCUAACUUUUUCAAAUUAUGCCCAAAAUGCUCUUGAGUACUUAGUGGCUGGAUACCAUGUACAGAACUUAGCUUACCAAUGAAUUCUCCACUGUGUGUAUCAUUUCUAUGUACAUUUGUAUUGUAUAAAUAAAUUAUUAUUAUUA